GAUGUCAAAUAUGACAUGAAUAAACUUGCAUAUUAGAAAAAGCGAUAAGAAAUUAAAAGCAAUGAAAUAAAAACUUCGUCUGGAAUGAGAAAUGCUAAUUCUUUACGCCUUGACAAUCCUUUUGGAAUGUUUGAAUUUCGUAUCUUGCACCGCCAAACAGAACCUUAAAAGGCAACAGAAUAAAGACCAAUAUAACGUGGCAGAUUUAUACGAGGACGAUGACCAAUCAAAUAGGCCCCGAAGUCAAACGGGCGAAGACAUAGAAUUUGAACCAGUAAACCCUUUGACUAAAGACAAAGAGAAACUAGUCGUUGUAAAGAACAUAAAUUGUGAUGAUUUCUCUAAAUAUGCAAUGAAUUGUACGGUUGAAGCAGCAUUGAUGUAUAACUCUAGUAGGAAGUCGCCGCCAAUGCCUGCUAAAGUUGGUGAUUGGUGCAAAGCAAUACGCCACCUCACAAACUGUGCUAUAGACUGGAAUUCAGAUUGCAAAGAUGUAACGGAGAGCCAUUUCAAUGAAGAGAGUAUCCGUGGCCAUAUGCAUGUUGUCAACAACGUCUGUGAUGAUGAAUGGUUUCUGAGCAGAUACGACGUACUGCCGAUGUGUAUCGACGGAGCCUCCGACGCUUGGGAGACUUGUUACACGAGCUUUAAGACUACCGUAGAUGAACAGAAGAACACAACACACGAAUGGACUCACUAUGAAACGCACUUCUUUAUGUGUUGUGCCCGGGCUCUGUUUCGUCGCUGCACGUUGGAUGCGCUUUUCGACAUGCCAGAAGUUUGUCCGUACGAACAAGCUGUCACGUUGCAGAAAUUCUCCGUUAUUGUCUCCGAAGGUGACGUUUAUCAGGACUGUGACACCAACAUGAUGUACGUGAACUGCCCUGGUGGUGACCCCCGACCCUCAGGCAAGUCGCUAGCCAAGCUGAUGAACGCAGAUGGCUAUAAUAGUCCAUCGUCUGCCGUCACGAACCAUGCUUCAGUCCUCGUCAUCUUAUGUUUGAUCUGCCUUUGUGAACUGCUGAAGUAAAACUGUACUGCAUUGUUUUAGAGUUUUUUAUUUUUGCAAAAAAAUAA
This is a messenger RNA of Helicoverpa armigera (cotton bollworm), 1077 nucleotides long. RefSeq lists its product as uncharacterized. NCBI's taxonomy places the organism in Eukaryota, Metazoa, Arthropoda, Insecta, Lepidoptera, Noctuidae. The transcript is spliced from 6 exons. The coding region runs from base 92 to 1030 and encodes 312 amino acids. The record is from RefSeq and is a predicted model, not a curated record.